GACUUGUCAUGAUGCGAUUGGCUAGAAAGUGUGUCCGCGUUUGAAUGGGGCUCUCCGUAUCCAUCUUUCUGUGAUGUACACAGACGCGAGCUGAAACAAUGGGACCAUUAAGAAUUAUAUCUGUCUUUGUGGAUUUGGUUUUAGUGUGUUUGAUGUGUGCCCAGUGCGGCGCUCGUGAUCUGGACUCCAGCUAUGUGACGUGUGGCUCUCUGGUCAAACUGAUGAACACUCGGCACAGCGUCAGACUGCACUCGCAUGAUGUCAAAUACGGAUCAGGAAGUGGCCAGCAAUCAGUAACCGGUGUGGAUUCGGCCGAUGAUGCCAACAGCUACUGGCGUAUCCGUGGGAAACCAGACAAAGUUUGUCAGCGAGGGGAGCCUAUUCGAUGCGGACAGGCCAUCCGGAUUACACACAUGAAGACCGGACGCAACCUACACUCACAUCACUUCAGCUCCCCACUGUCUAACCACCAAGAAGUGAGUGCGUUUGGUGAAAAUGGAGAAGGAGAUGAUUUAGACGUAUGGAGCGUGCAGUGCAGUGCAACAUACUGGGAACGUGAUGACGCGGUGCGAUUCAAACAUGUCGGCACCGAUGUUUUCCUCAGUGUAACCGGAGAGCAGUACGGUCAGCCAAUCAGAGGCCAGCGUGAGGUCCAUGGAAUGCCUUCACCCAAUCAGCAUAACUACUGGAAGGUGAUGGAGGGGGUUUUUAUUCAGCCCAGCAGUGAUCCAGUGCGUCAUGAUGAGCUCUGAUGAUGCCGCUUCAUUAUUGUAGUGAGAGCGACUGAGAACUCCACUCACACAUGCUGUGAAACCCUCUCUAUAUAUACACCUUCAGUUUCUAUAAAGUUUUAUUGGUCAAAUAAUUUUUGAGAUGAAAGCCACUCACAAAAUGGACAAAAAGGCAAAACGGUUUGUUUGACAAGAUUUCGUAUGAUUGGAAUGUGUUUGUUUGUACAUAAGGGAAUAAAAUUACAUGACAUACCAGGAUUUUGGGCUUCAAAACUGAGUAUUUUGUAUUAUUUAUAUUUAGACUGGAUUACUACUGGAACAAAUGGCAUUGUACUAUAAAAUAGUGUUUCUGCACCUGUGAAAUCCUGUAAUCUUUCUGAAUUCAGUGGGGGGAAAUAUGAAAUGACCGUUUGUUUUGGUUGAAGUUUUCUUUUACUGUAAUUCCCAAUAGUUGUUUUCCACCUCAUACUGUAUAUGACCCAAUAUGUACAUAAUUUGGUGAAAUCAAAAAUAAAGUUUUUUGAAAACA
Molecule: messenger RNA, 1260 nt
Organism: Carassius gibelio (silver crucian carp)
Lineage: Eukaryota; Metazoa; Chordata; Actinopteri; Cypriniformes; Cyprinidae
Product: stromal cell-derived factor 2-like protein 1
Exons: 3
Coding region: 99-752 (217 amino acids)
Source: RefSeq, a predicted model, not a curated record